This is a messenger RNA of Neoarius graeffei (lesser salmon catfish), 1845 nucleotides long. RefSeq lists its product as uncharacterized. The transcript is spliced from 2 exons. The record is from RefSeq and is a predicted model, not a curated record. The coding region runs from base 170 to 1042 and encodes 290 amino acids. Lineage: Eukaryota; Metazoa; Chordata; Actinopteri; Siluriformes; Ariidae.
AUCGCUACACCUGUUGUCAGUUAACGCGUUUGUGUGUCUCCUCCAGUGACCGCGCCCUAUAAAAGGAGAGUGAGAAGGGGAGGCCGGCGUCGAGGGCUUGAUAGUAGUGUGUGAGAGAGAGUGAGUUUGAGUUGUGUGCUGAAAAGCAACAAUAAAGAAAAUCAUUAAGAUGCAAACAGCCGCCUGCCGUGCUUCUGUGCUCCACCCACAUCAGGGUCUCUCUACAGUGGUGCCAAAACCUGAGACGAGUGCAGAAGGGAACAGCCCCAUGGAGUCCUCUCCGUUCAAGGACCUGAUCCGUGCUCUCGCCACAGCCCAGCAGAACCAGUACCAAGUGCUGGUCGCCCUCCGAAAGGAGCAAGAACAAUGGUUCGAAGCCUUGGUGCUGGCCCAACAGGAAGGUUGCCAGGCAUUCUGGCACCUGCUCGUGUCAGCGGGAUCCACAACUGCCACUGGAGCAGACCCUCCCCACCUCACCCUAACAAAAAUGGGUCCACGCGACGAUCCGGAAGCCUUCCUCGUGCUCUUUGAGGAAGCAGCGGAGGCAUGGGGUUGGCCGGUCGACCAGCGUGCGGCACGCCCCCUCCCCCUGCUGACGGGCCAGGCACAGCUGGCCGUGCUGCAGCUCCCCGCCAACAGCCGGCUCAUGUACGUGGACCUCCGACGAGCCAUCCUCCAGCAUGCCGGCCGCUCCCCAGAGCAACAACGGCAGCGCUUCCGCUCGCUGUGCUUGGAGGAGGUCGGCCAACCGUUCGGGCAACAACUCUGGGACACCUGCUGGCAGUGGCUGAGGGCAGACAACCGCGAUGCCGAGGGAGUGAUUGACCUGGUGCCAAUGGGGCAAUUCGUUGCGCGACUUCCGGAAGGAACAGCAGAGUGGGUCCAGUGUCCUCGCCCAGCAUUGCUGGACCAAGCUAUCGAGCUGGCAGAGGACCACAUGGUGGCAGUUCCAACGGCAGGAAGGCAUGUCUCCUCCUCUGUCUUCUUCCUCUGCUUCCCGUCUUCGCCCCAUUCCCCCACUGCGGAGGCCUGCUCCCCCUAGCUGGCCUGGUGCAUCUGUGGUGUCCUCCCGUUUUCCCCUUCCUUGUCUGUGUCCCCCCCCCCCCCCAGGUGAGUGAUGUCCACAACACCGGUGCAGAGGGAGAGCCUGGGCCGGUGUGCUGGCACUGUGGGGAGCCAGGACAUCUCCAACAUCAGUGCAACGCAAUGGAGGUGGGCGCGGUGGUCCGGGUCCCCAGUGCGCCAGAAACCGCCCUCGAUCAGGCCAGAGCGUAUCGUAUACCGACAGACGCAUCGAACAGAGGACUGGGGGCCAUUAGGUCCCAGAAGGUGGAGGAGCGUCCUGUGCUGUACCUUAGGCGGAAGCUGUCAAUGCGGGAAGGCAGGUACAGCACGAUGGCUAGGCACUCUAAGUGGGCAGUCCUUGCCCUCUGGUACUACCUACUGGGACACCCUUUUACUCUGUUUGGACCUUGCGCCCCUCCAGUGCCUCCACUGCAUGAAGGAUGCCAAUGCGCGGAUCACCCAUUGGUAUCUUGCCCUCCAGCCAUUUAAAUUCGAGGUGGUCCACAGGCCGGGGGCGCAGAUGGUGGUGGUAGUGGUGGUGGACUUCCUGUCCCGUCAAGGGGGCGGAGUCCGCUGCAGGCUGGACGGCAGAGUCCGCUGCAGGCUGGAUGGCUCCCCAGGCUGAGUCGGGUGGGGGUGUGGUCGAGCGGCAGUCUGUGAAUGGAGGGCAGAGUCAGGGAAGGUGAGUGGUCGUAUCGCUACACCUGUUGUCAAUUAACACGUUUGUGUGUCUCCUCCAGUGACCGCACCCUAUAAAAGGAGAGUGAGAAGGGGAGGUCG